CAGGUGGAGUCGGGGGUGCAGGCGAUCCAUCAGGGUCGUCGGGAGGUUUUAGAAGAAGCCUGUCGCUCUUACACUCGUAAACGCAGGGUCCUGAUCCCCGAGGACCUGAAGCACGUGAUCGUGGACGACCAGCACGGCCUGCUGUACUGCUACGUGCCCAAAGUGGCCUGCACCAACUGGAAGCGUGUCCUCAUGGUCCUCACGGGGGUCUCCGGCUCCCUCAGAGACCCUCUGUCAAUCCCCGCCAACGAGGCCCACGUCCCCGGAAACCUCCACACUCUUUCGGAGUAUUCCACCUCGCAGAUCAACCAACGCUUGCGCUCCUAUCUCAAAUUCGUGUUCGUACGAGAGCCAUUUGAGCGCCUGGUGUCCGCGUACCGGAACAAAUUCACGCGGAGCUACAACACCGCUUUUCAUAAACGAUACGGCACAAAGAUAGUGCGUCGGCAUCGUUCAGACCCUCAACCGGAAGCCAUGGAACGAGGCAACGACGUGUCCUUCGAGGAGUUUGUUUACUACCUCGUGGAUCCGGCAACCCAACGAGAAGAGCCCUUCAACGAGCACUGGGAGAGGGUGCACUCGCUGUGUCACCCCUGCCUCAUCCACUACGAUGUGGUGGGGAAAUACGAGACGCUGGAGCAGGACUCCCAAUACGUCUUACAGCUGGCAGGUGUAGAAAACCAGGUCAGUUUCCCCUCCUCGUCCAAAAGCACCAGGACCACGGGAGACAUGGCGGCGCAGUUCUUCAACAACAUCAGCCCGUUCUACCAGAAGAAGCUGUACAAUCUGUACCGAAUGGACUUCCUGCUCUUCAACUACUCAAUACCAGCUUACCUCAAGUUCAGAUGAGGUAGAGAAUGGACUCCUGUAAAGAAAAGUUGUUGUUUCUGAAGAGGUGUCUCUCUCCGUGUGAAGGCCUUUGUUACGGACACUGCAAACACUGUUGGAGAUCCAAAGUAAAUUCCUUUUUACAGACUGAAGAACUUCACUAAGACUUUCGUUCUCUUGUAAAGAAGGCAAAUCAUAUUUUCUGUACACAGUGAUCCAUCGUUCACUGCCUAAAAGUGUGAAAAACCCAUUUAAUUUAAUCAGUUUCAUAUCUGCUGUUUUUUCAGAAGUGUAAUUUGCACGACACAUGUUAAUCUGCAGUCUCUUAAUAACUACAUUUCAUUCAGACAGUGAAUGUCUCCAAACAUGCGUGCCUCUGAGCGCGGGCCUUAUUUUAAACCCCAGCAGAAAAAAGACAUUUCUACUCAACUGUGACUUUGUUGUUGUUGUUGUUGUUGUGGGAAAAACAUGUUCUGUAACAAUAAUUGUUUUUAUUUAUUGUGUUAUUGCUGACUCCACGGGUCGGACAAACCAAAAUAGAUAUAUAGUUUCUCUCACAAUUUUCAAAUAAAUGCAUUUCAGCAAAGAAAA
This is a messenger RNA of Gymnodraco acuticeps, 1419 nucleotides long. Its product is annotated as carbohydrate sulfotransferase 11-like. Gene Ontology annotation, cellular component: membrane. Gene Ontology annotation, biological process: carbohydrate biosynthetic process; proteoglycan biosynthetic process. NCBI's taxonomy places the organism in Eukaryota, Metazoa, Chordata, Actinopteri, Perciformes, Bathydraconidae. The record is from RefSeq and is a predicted model, not a curated record. Gene Ontology annotation, molecular function: sulfotransferase activity.